AGCGGUAAAUUCUCGAACGAAAAAUAGUACAAUCUAUCAAAUAAAUGACACUGACCUGCGUGAUCGUGAUAUUGGUGUAUAGCUACGCGAGAUAUUUUUAAGCUCGAGUAGUGAUCUUAGUAUUUGGAUAGGUUAAACGAACCGGUGGAGGGAAACGAAGACAAGUUUUUAGACGCUGACACGAAUAACGAAAUGAUACUAAAUCCGGCGAAGUAUAUUCUCAAAGUGGAUACAAAUUCGGAUCCGGGAGCAAUCGACGAUUUCUGCGAUGAUAUCCAAUAUCUGGAUGAAAAAAAAGAAAUAGCGCCUGACAACGUGGAACCACUGUACGAAGAGUUAAAAAAAAUAUACGACUGGAACGAGGACGAGACGAAAGUAAAACCUCGAAUAAAGGGAGAUCAAAGGAUGUAUCAGGAAUCUUACGGCAAAGUAGAUCCCAUCGAUAGAGUAGCGGGUGAACCGUUUAAAGAUCAAGUCGAGCCUCCGCAAGUUCACGAUGAUCCGACUAAAACAUUCGUUUCCAGCCCCAACUUAUCGCCUCUUUUGCUCGUUUACACUGGAUCAGGGAAAUCCGAAAUUGGCGAAAGAACGUACCCAGCCGUAUCAUCUGGUCGGCACGAAAGCCACGCCGCGAACGUUUCCCGAAGUAAUUAUUUUGCUCUUAAAAGCACAGACGAUAUGUUUAAAGGCGGGUCGGAGCAAAGUAACAGCACCGGGGAAAAAUUACGAGGACCUAGCGCUAUCGGAACGACCGGUGAAUGGCAAACACAAAAGGUGAGCGGAGUGAGAAACGGCGGGGCAAAAGGAAAAGAUGCCGUGAGCUGGUCAUUAACGGGCCAGAAGCAAUAUAUUGACACAGAUUCGCGUUCUCCUUACGAGAACCGUAAAUAUCUGGAAUCACAGGUUCCACGUGGAUGGGAACACGUCCAAAAUAUAGAUCGCGUGAAACAGACGAUCGUUAGCUCUAAGGACCUGCAUGAAUCUUUUGUCGAGCCCCUGGAAUGGAUCGACGAUUUCGACAAAGACAUAAGGGUCAGACUCAGCAGAAGCUUGAAAACCGUCGAUUCGAACACGCUUGCAUAUAUUGAAUCUAGUACAACGAAAUAUGAAAAGAGUUCGGUUAAUGGUUUCAUCGAUAGGGCUCCGAUUGAAAAUGGAACGACGUUAAAGACUGAAGAUUCCACCAAGGUUGCUCUCGUUAGCCAUCCGCCUUUAGAUAUUCAACAAUUAUUUCAAGAUGAUAGAAGAACGAAAAGGGAAGUUGCGACUAUUUAUGAUACGUAUGACGAUGACGAGGAUCGACGUAAUCGCGAUUCCGAGAGAAUGGACUACGAUCUGUAUUCGAGCGAUAAAGAAAAGACGAGCGACAAUUUUCAACUAUUAAACUCGUACGAUGACACAGAUGAUGAGAAUCAGGAGCUAUUUAACUCGAAGGAUGUUCGGGAGUAUGAUUAUCUGGACGACGACGAGGACGAUUACGCAGGCAUCGUUAGAAACGCAGAUUCAAAAAGAAAAGAACAUGCCGUUAAGAAGAAGAGUUAUGGGAAAGCGUUGAAAAAAGGAAGAAGGAAGAUCGUGCCGCUAAGUCGAGUAAGAAUCGCAGAAAACGAAGACAUCGCAAGAACAAAAAGAUGA
This is a messenger RNA of Bombus pyrosoma, 1635 nucleotides long. RefSeq names its product chromatin-remodeling ATPase INO80-like. The record is from RefSeq and is a predicted model, not a curated record. Lineage: Eukaryota; Metazoa; Arthropoda; Insecta; Hymenoptera; Apidae.